Oenanthe melanoleuca is the source of this 1239-nucleotide messenger RNA. RefSeq names its product keratin-associated protein 10-4-like. NCBI's taxonomy places the organism in Eukaryota, Metazoa, Chordata, Aves, Passeriformes, Muscicapidae. The record is from RefSeq and is a predicted model, not a curated record.
UAUCCGUGUGUAUCCGUGUGUGUGUGUCUGUCUGUCUGUGUGUGUCUGUCUGUCUGUCUGUCUGUCUGUGUGUGUCUGUCUGUGUGUCUGUCUGUGUGUGUCUGUCUGUCUGUGUGUGUCUGUCUGUCUGUCUGUCUGUCUGUGUGUGUCUGUGUGUGUCUGUCUGUGUGUGUCUGUCUGUGUGUCUGUCUGUGUGUGUCUGUCUGUCUGUGUGUGUCUGUCUGUCUGUGUGUGUCUGUCUGUCUGUGUGUGUCUGUGUGUGUCUGUCUGUGUGUGUCUGUCUGUGUGUGUGUGUCUGUCUGUCUGUGUGUCUGUCUGUCUGUGUGUCUGUCUGUCUGUGUGUGUCUGUCUGUCUGUGUGUGUCUGUCUGUCUGUGUGUCUGUCUGUCUGUGUCUGUGUGUGUCUGUCUGUCUGUGUGUGUCUGUCUGUCUGUGUGUGUGUGUGUGUCUGUGUGUGUCUGUCUGUGUGUGUGUCUGUGUGUGUGUCUCUCUGUGUGUGUCUGUCUGUGUGUGUGUGUCUGUGUGUGUCUGUCUGUGUGUGUGUCUGUCUGUGUGUGUCUGUCUGUGUGUGUCUGUCUCUGUGUGUGUGUCUGUCUGUGUGUAUCCGUGUGUGUCUGUCUCUAUGUCUCUGUGUGUCUGUCUGUGUGUGUGUCCAUCUGUCAGUCUCUGUGUGUCUCUAUGUGUCUGUGUGUCUCUCUGUGUCUGUUGGUCCCUAUCAGUCUCUGUGUCCGUGUGUCAGGGUGUUUGUGUGUGUGUCUGUCCAUCUCUGUCAGGCUCUGUCAGUCUCUGUGUCAGUCUCUGUGUCAGUCUCUGUCAGUGUCUCUCUGUCUCUGUCAAUCUGUCAGUCUGUCUCUGUCAGUCUGUGUCUCUGUGUGUCUGUCAGUCUGUCUGUGUCUGUGUCUCUGUGUGUCUGUCAGUCUGUGUCUGUGUCAGUCUCUGUGUGUCUGUCAGUCUGUCAGUCUCUGUGUGUCUGUCAGUCAGUCUCUGUCUGUGUGCCUGUCUGUGUGUCUGUCAGUCUCUGUGUCUUUGUUCAGUGUGUUUGUGUGUCUGUCUCUGUCUGUGUCUCUGUGUCUGUCAGUCUGCCUCUGUCUGUGUGUCAGUCUCUGUCAGUGUCUCUCUGUCAAUCUGUCUCUGUCUAAGUCUGUGUCUCUGUGUGUCUGUCAGUCUCUGUGUCUGUGUGUGUCUGUCAGUCUGUGUCUGUGUCAGUCUCUGUCUGUCAGUCUGUGUCUGUGUGUCUGUC